Molecule: messenger RNA, 4365 nt
Organism: Trichoderma virens Gv29-8
Lineage: Eukaryota; Fungi; Ascomycota; Sordariomycetes; Hypocreales; Hypocreaceae
Exons: 8
Coding region: 1-4365 (1454 amino acids)
Biological process (GO): transmembrane transport
Cellular component (GO): membrane
Molecular function (GO): ABC-type transporter activity; ATP binding; ATP hydrolysis activity
Source: RefSeq, a predicted model, not a curated record
AUGCAUAUAUCUAUUAGAAAAGACCAACUUUUCCAACAGAAUAGCAAACAAUUCGACUUUAACAUACAAUUCGAGCAGGUUUUUCUUUCUAUUUUGCCGUCCGGUAUAUUCGUGGUAGCGGCAGUAUGGAGAAGUUUUAUCCAGGCACGGAAACCGCUUGUGGUGAAUGCACCAGUUUUCCAGCGUAUCAAAGUAGUUACUAUUACAGCAUACACCGCUCUUCAACUAGCACUUCUCAUUCUCGCCGCAGUGGGUUGCUUUCAUGCAGCAAGCACGUUCAUAGCUGCGUCGGUCCUCAAGCUGCUAUCAGGUGUCUUCAUGAUUCCUCUCAAUGUUGUCGAACACGGUAGAUCACCACGGCCUUCCGUUUUAUUAACUACUUACUUGGUUUUGUCUCUUCUCUUUGAUGUGACGCAAGCAAGAACGCUUUACAUAUCGUCAGUUACCUCGGCCGAGAGCGCCUAUAGCAAUCUCUUUACUGCCGCUAUUGCUAUAAAGGCAGUAAUACUUUUGCUAGAAUCCAAAAAAAAGUCUAAAUGGAUGAACUGGAACGAAAAAGAGCAUAGCCCGGAGGAAACUAGCAGUAUCUUAUCACUUGGUGUCUUCUUCUGGCUGAACAAAUUAUUCUUGGACGGGUAUAAGAAAAUUAUGUUGCUCGACGACCUCUACCCCCUCGACAAUUCCUUAGAUCCCAAUACACUCAGAGAGAAGUUCUCUAGCAGCCUGGACUACUCCAAAAUGAAGGGCGACAAGUUUGGUCUCACCAAAGUUCUCAUGCGAACACUCGCAGGGCCCCUUCUUCUCCCCAUAAUUCCCCGCCUGGGCCUUCUUGGAUUUACUUUUGCCCAGCCUCUCUUCAUUGAGAGGCUGCUAGAUUAUCUUUCCGAGGAUGAACUAGACCCGAAUAUUGGUUACGGAUUCAUUGGCGCUAGUUUUUUCAUCUACACAGGAAUUGCUCUUUGUUGGGCCUUCCAUCGGUAUUACCACCACCGAAUGAGAACUAUGUUGAGAUCAAUACUAGUCACCGAGACCUUCAUCACAGCCAUAAGAUCUCCCAUUGGGACAAGCGACGAUAAUGCAGCCCUUACUCUCAUGAGCACCGAUAUUGAACGAAUAAGGAUGGGUUUCAGGCAACUGCAUGAUAUUUGGGCAAGUGCGAUCCAAGUUGCGUUGUCUGCAUGGAUGUUAAACAGUCGAGUUGGCGUGGUCUUUGUCGUGCCUAUUGGAGUGGUCACCCUUUGCUUCAUUUGCCUGGUGAUUGCCAUGAACUUCAUUGGAAAUGCACAGAGAGAAUGGAUGAAAUUGGUCCAGCAACGAGUUGGUCUGACUGCUACAGUCAUCGCAAACAUGAAAAACCUGAAGAUAUCCGGCCUCUCUUCCCCAGUUCGCAAUUUUGUGCAAAAUCUUCGCAUUGAGGAACUAGUGGCCGGGGUUCGAUUCCGCAAGAUAUUCAUAGUGGCUGCUCUCUUAGGUUUUAUUCCGCUGCUAAUAAGCCCAGCUCUUACCUUUGCAUUGACUCAAAAUCGCCUGGAUGCCUCAAAGGUGUUCACGAGUCUUUCCUUUCUUACGCUUCUGACUAUGCCGCUGUCGCAAGUCUUCCAAUCCAUCCCUGAGGUGAUCUCGGCGCUGGCUUGUAUAGGCCGAAUUCAAGCAUUCUUAGAGUGCGAGACUUAUGAUGAUUUCCGCCAAAUUCUUGUUGAUAUUAAGAUAAGUUCCGAAAAGAAUCCAGCAGAGAGCAUACCUUCAUCUGAGUCGAAAGUAAUUAUCGAAAACGGAAAUUUUGGUUGGAAGGCAGGAAAGUCAGUCUUGCGAGACGUGAACACUCGGAUACCAAAGUCCUCGCUCACUAUUGUCAUUGGACCGGUUGGCUCGGGAAAAUCCACCCUUUGCAAAGCGCUACUUGGAGAGAUUCCAUUCCACGAAGGUCGUGUGAUUUUGGAUGGAAGGGUUCCACAUGUUGGAUUUUGCGAUCAAACCCCAUUUCUGUCGAACGGGUCAAUUAAAGACAAUAUUGUCGGGUUUUCUCCAGUCAAUAAUGAGAGAUAUGCCGAAAUCAUUGAUGCUACAGCCCUAGCCUUUGACUUAGCCACCCUGACGGAGGGGGAUCAAACAAAUGUUGGCUCUGAUGGCAUCUCCCUGUCUGGAGGCCAGAAACAGCGAGUUGCUCUUGCACGAGCUCUGUAUUUACAAAUGGACUUUCUUGUUCUCGACGACAUCUUUAGUGGUUUAGAUGCUGAUACGGAGCAGCAAGUCUUCCAAAAAGCUUUCGGGGUAGAUGGGCUACUAAGACGACGACACUCUACAGUUGUGCUAUGUACUCACAGCAUUCGAAACCUUCCCGCAGCAGACCAUGUGAUAGUGCUUGAAGACGGCACCAUUACCGAGCAGGGUACCUUUGACGAAUUAAUGGCAGGUCAAGGUUAUCUUCAGCGUCUUGGUUUGAAGAAUCCUAAGGACCGUGACAUUCUGCUAGAUAGAGCAGUCUACAAACAAAAUGUGCAGGAGUCGAUGUUGGAAGAAAAUAGGAAAAAGACGACUAAUCCAAGUGUCGCAUCUAAUGCGGGUGCUUCGCGGCAAGUUGGGGAUAAAACGGUAUACAGGCAUUACAUGAUGAGUAUGGGAUGGUUCGUGGCGACGUCUGCCUUGUUUUUUGCCGUUCUCUGGGGCUUCUUGUUGAACUUCUCUACAAUCUGGCUCACAUACUGGGUCGAUGACAUCAGCGCAGAAAAUCCGAUGCACUCCUAUGCUUACUGGGCUGGGCUAUAUGCGCUGCUUCAGAUCAGCGCUCUGAUAUCGUUACUUCUCCUGGGUAGUUCCAUCUGGAUCGUUUCAAUUAAACGCGCGGGGGCCAAUCUCCACCAGGACAUCUUACAGACACUAUUCCGAGCAACGCUACGCUUCUUCACCGAAACUGAUACUGGCGUUACCACGAACUUGUUCUCGCAAGAUUUAAAUCUUAUUGACACAGAAUUACCGGAUGCGACGGUCAACACCCUGUUUUCGAUUACUCAAGUUGCUGGACAAAUGGCUGUUAUGCUUACUUCUUCUCGGUAUCUGGCAAUCGGCUUCCCGUUCAUCAUCGCUCUGCUUUAUAUAGUACAGAGAUUUUACCUGCGUACCUCCCGACAACUACGAUUACUCGAUCUGGAAGCCAAGAGUCCUAUGUAUACGCAUUUUCUUGAUACCGUCAGAGGCAUCGCAACUCUACGGGCAUUCGGCUUUAUUUCUAAUGAUAUCUAUAAGAGCUCUCAGUUACUCACUUCCAGUCAAAGACCGUCAUAUUUACUUCUCAUGAUCCAGGAAUGGCUAAACAUUGUUCUCAAUGUUGUAGUCAUGUUACUAGCAGUAGUCCUGACGACGCUCGCAGUCCGCCUCCACUCCAGUUCUGCUUUCGCCGGUGCUGCUCUUUACAGUCUUUUGAGCUUCGGAGAGAACCUUGCUGGGAUUGUCCUUUUUUGGACCAGUCUCGAAACUUCUCUCGGGGCAAUUGCAAGGCUUAAGACGUUUAAUGACACUGUGAAGUCGGAAGAUAGAGAUACAGAGACCAUUAUCCCACCAGAACAGUGGCCACAGCGCGGUAUGGUGGAAUUGAAGGGCGUGUCCGCCACAUAUGCCUCUAAAGACGACGAGGGUAACGGAGCUCGUCUUGCCCUCCAUAAUAUCCAUCUGACGAUCAACUCGGGAGAAAAGAUCGCCAUCUGCGGCCGCACUGGCAGUGGUAAAUCUAGCUUCAUCGCCUUACUUCUCAAGCUUCUAGAUCCCACGUCAACAACUGCUGAAAACGUAUUGAUUGAUGGCCAGCCGCUCCAGCAUUUAAACCGGUCUGUACUCCGCCAGCGUAUCAUCUCAGUGCCUCAAGAAGCUGUCUUCUUGCCCGAUGGAUCUACCUUCAAGGCUAAUCUCGAUGUAUCCGAGGAAGCAACGCGCGAGGAAUGCGAAGCUGUGCUUAAUGCCGUCGGCUUAUGGAAAUUCGUUCAAGAGUGUGGUGGUUUGGAUGCAGGCAUGAACGCGUCCACCUUUAGCGCUGGACAGCGGCAGCUAAUAUCUCUCGGACGCGCCCUAAUCAGACUGUCUACUCGACAACGAAAACUCACGGCUGGUGCACAAGAUGGCGGUAUCUUGUUGCUGGAUGAAGUCAGCUCGAGCGUAGACCAAGAGACGGAACACGUCAUGCAACAGACGAUCAAGACUGAGUUCAAAAGCUACACGGUUAUCGCGGUUAGCCAUCGCCUAGAUAUGGUUAUGGACUUUGAUAGGGUAGUCGUCAUGGAUAGAGGAGAGAUUGUUGAGAUGGGUAAUCCGGUGGCGCUAGCACGAGAGGCAGGAAGCAAGUUUGGAGAUCUGGUGAGAGCGGGGACUAAGUAG